AUGGCCCAAAACCGCGCGCGACAAACUACACGCUCUGCUGUCAGAUUAGGCCGGACACCUUCGUUGUCCUAUUCCAAGACCUAUAUUGGUGAUCAGACCGCCUUUUCACGUCACUUUUCACAAACUGCCUCCAAAUUCGAUGAUCUGCGAGAUUCCUCGAGGAUAUUCUGUCCUAGAACGGAGCCUCAGAGUCAGUACUACUCUAAAAGGCCUUUUGAAAGUGGUGCCAAUACGUCCGUUCUGAAGCGAAACUCUUCGUUCAACGUACUUGAGCAUGGAGAGAAGAGGCAGAUGUUGUUUGGUGUUCGACCUCCAGAGCAGAUCAACAUACCUAAUGCAACCAAUGCUCAACUCUCGGGCUACAGAAGGACGCAAUUUAUGAAGGCUGCUUGUAGGCGGUCUACUUCUUUGAUGACACAAUGCAGACCUAAAAGAUUUGUCAGCCAGCCGGCUGUCUCCUUGAAUAUUGCCGUCACUGAAUCGCCCACAAAGUUAGUUGAAAAGGAAAACCGUAGCUCGGGAAAAAGUUCGUACAGACAAAGUUCGACGGAAUCUGAUGGCUUCAGUGAUAUGUCGACGAUGUCUAGCGAUGAGGUUCUGUUGUUUAUGUGUGUUUGACUGUUGCUAACUUCUUUUUGUUGAAUCCUUAGUUUUUCCGUCCAUUUUCGUUAUCUAAUUUUAUUAACCAUGAAGUCAUUAUCAUUUUUUUCAGAAUGCAACGGAAAAAACUGAACUUCCGACGUUCGCCACCACAGGAGCGUUACCUAGGCGGACCAAUGGCUACAAAUCCACUUCAGACAAGAACGAGCAGAGCUACCGUGUAUUAUAUGAACAGAAGUGCGAGGAGAAUGACAGGUUACGGAAGGAGUUGGAAACCCUGAAACAUCAGGUAGGUUCAGUUGAGGGUCAGAGGUAUUUUCUGUUUCCACCACCGUUUUACUUCUCUGCUGUGUCCCUUGGAUUUUGUAGCCUUUGAGUGGCGUGUCUUAAAGCGAGUCGAUUUCAGGCCACCCACGCCCAGUCUGGACCGAAUGUUCAAGGAGCGCUUCGGCGUCCCAGCCCCGGAGUUAUUGGAGCAACAGCUUUGGGAACGACGGGUUCGAGUACAUCGACAUCCAGCGCGAGCCACAACAAAUUCGACUCGACUUCGAUCUCGAACUCCCUUUCGUCACUAUCCGACUCCACGAAGCUAACGGAUUAUGAGCGGCGACAGUACGAACGCAAAAUAUCAGAGCUCGAACAUGAACUUCAGGUAUGUAUAGGUUGUUUUAACAUCAACUGUACUUGUUUUUUUUGUAAAAAUGAAGUUUUUGAAAAUAUUCAAAAUUAAACUAUGAACUUACAUUUCCAGAAGGCGAAACAGCUUCAAUCCGACCACAGACGGCUGAAGGACGAGAACAAUGCUUUGAUCCGAGUCAUCUCUAAGCUCAGCAAGGAGACCAACUCCUCUACUCGUCCAAGUGCCCCAGGAUCAGCCUCGACUGGCCUCACGGUCCACUCUUCCUCCUAA
This is a messenger RNA of Bursaphelenchus okinawaensis, 1510 nucleotides long. The record is from the annotation of a GenBank genome assembly. NCBI's taxonomy places the organism in Eukaryota, Metazoa, Nematoda, Chromadorea, Rhabditida, Aphelenchoididae.